AUGAUAAGUCCCUUACAUCCACAAACUUUUAUUAAAAUGGAACCUACCCCGACUACAGUGAAGGGUUUAGGUUUGUCCAAUAACAAAGGUCCCUCGCCAAUUUUUCAAUAUGGUAGCCAGAGAACACUAUCCAAUGGUCCAUUAUUUAAUAAUAAUAACAACAACAAUAAUAAUAAUAAUAACGUUAAUAACAACGAUUUUCAGUCCAAUUUCUCAACGUCAUCAUCUUUAGUGACAAAUACUGGUAGCCAAUUCGGUUCUCCGCAAUUUAACUCCUCAAGAAAAACAAGUAAUAAUAUUCAAAAUAAUUUAUUAUCAACUAGUACAACUAGUAAUAGUACUAUAACGUAUAAUAAUAUUUCAAGACCAAAUGUCACAAAUUAUAUUUCACAACCAAAGAUCACAGAUCAAUCAUUCUCUGUAUUGUCAUUACCACAACCAUACAGACUACCGGCACAUGUAGAAGACAACAAUAAUAAUAUUGCUAUUGCUGGUUCCAACAACUACUAUCACUAUUCUUCUAGUCCAACUUCAACUACACAAAACAAUAAUAAGCACAAUGAUAUAAAUAUUUAUCCUGUGGGGACUAAAUUUCAUGAUUCAAAUGGUAAUAUUCAAGAUGGACAAUAUUCUAAUGGAUACUUGCCAACACAACAACAAGGUGUUCCUCAGGAAAAUAAGCCAGCCUUUAUAGCACAAUACGGUGCAAGUCAACCAUUCAUUACUAGAAGUGCAUAUCCACCCUUAUGGAUGAGGACCCAAACUAAUGACGUACUUUCAGGACCUACAUAUAAUACCUUUAGAAAAAGCGACAUCAAUGAUAUAAAUAUAAAACCUAAGUCACCCUCCAUUUCAAGUCCACCAGGUUAUAAUGGUAAUGGUACCCAAUCGCAGGCUCAAUAUGGAAUUGACCAUAACAAUGGUAUAUUUAUGAGAAGGAACACUCAGGAACAAAUUGCUAAAUCAAUUGCAGAAAAAAAUAUUCAAGUACCAAUUGAUGAAUAUGCUAAUAAUGUAAGAAAAGCCGAAUUAGCUGUUCUCGAGAUGAAUGAUCAUACUCAUAGUAAAUCUGCUAUUCAAAGAGCUGAACAAAAUAGAGAAAGAGAAAAACAUGUCUAUGCAUUAUUAUGGUUAAUGAAAAAUUGUAAAGCUGAAACAAACUCCUAUGUUCCUCGUAGUAGAAUAUUUUCACAAUAUGCAGCCUCCUGUGCUAAAUCAACAUUGAAACCAUUAUCACAGGCUACAUUAGGUAAAUUGAUAAGAACCAUUUUACCAGAUAUCACUACAAGAAGGUUAGGUAUGCGAGGUCAGUCCAAGUAUCAUUAUUGUAAUUUAGCAUUACUAUCUGAAAGUGAAGUUUCAUCUCGUUCAAGUUCAAACGUCGAAGGUAUUAUGAGUGACAACUCUAGUACACAUACUAAUAUUUCUACUAUUGCUCCAGAUUCUAAAAAUAAUAACAAUAAAGAUAGAUCUUGCCAUGAUUCUAAUGAUUCAAAGACUAAUCCUAGCGUAGCUGCAUUAUUUAAUGAAAUCUUCAAAUGUAAUGAGUUACCCUUUAAUAGUUCUUUACAAUUACCACCAAUCCCACUAGACGAAAUUUCUUCAAAGAUUGAUUCUGAUAUUGCAUCGUCAUUGGAAUCACUUUAUCAUGUCCAUUGCUUGUCCAUUUAUGAAAAUAUUCUUUUCAUGAAAUUCGAUGAAUUACCAAAUUGUUUAAACUUAUCCAGUAAUGGGUCUUUAUCACCUCAAAUGUUUAAUCUAUUGAUCUCAUCUGAAUUAUACAAUUGGGUUUAUGAAUGUGACUUAAAGACUCAUGCUGUUAUCAUCCAAGAACUUGCCAAGAAAUUAAUCAAUGAGGAUACAAUUAUAGAGACUACAGUAGAACAAUUAAAAGUUUUCAAUCAAUCAUAUAAGGAUGUUGUUGCUAGAGCCUCCUUAGAUUUACCAAUUCCAAUGGUUGAGAAUAAAGUGUCAGUGGCUAAUAAAUUUUCUUUAAUAGUAAAAGAACUUGUCAAGUUAUUAAAUUAUUCUAAUGCCUUCAUGGAAAAUUUCCCAAGUUAUAAGAAUGGUAUGGUUAACGACUGGCAAAAGUUAGUGACUCGAGAAAAUUUUACUGAUUUGCCAUUAAAUGACAAAGGUGUAAAAAAUGAGGAAGAUCCCAAACCUUUGAGCUCUUCUGUCAAGACAAGAAUAUGUGAAGACAUUUCUAUAUUUUUAGAGUCUACAGAGACUAAAGAAUUACAAUUGAAGAAUUUAAUUGAAAAAUUUUGUAAGUUUAUUACUUAUAAAGGAAGCUCAACAGCACAUAGUAUUGCGAACUAUUAUUUACAAUUUUUUGGUGGAUUGGUUGGUGAAUUAAGUCUAAAAGCAUCUGACAACUUACGUUGUUGGUUGUAUUUCAAUAAUAUCAUAUACCAAUUGAUCGCAUAUAGUGAAGAUUUCAGAAACUUAAUUAAUAUGGUCAAAUAA
Maudiozyma barnettii is the source of this 2469-nucleotide messenger RNA. Its product is annotated as RFX family transcription factor. Gene Ontology annotation, molecular function: RNA polymerase II cis-regulatory region sequence-specific DNA binding; DNA-binding transcription factor activity, RNA polymerase II-specific. The transcript has a single exon. The record is from RefSeq and is a predicted model, not a curated record. Bases 1 to 2469 code for a protein of 822 amino acids. Lineage: Eukaryota; Fungi; Ascomycota; Saccharomycetes; Saccharomycetales; Saccharomycetaceae. Gene Ontology annotation, biological process: regulation of transcription by RNA polymerase II.